AUGGCGGGGGAGUUGGGUCAGCAGACAGUGGAGCUGGGGACUGUGGCGCGGCAGGCGGCGGAGGAGUCCUACCUGGCGCUGCGGGAGCUCGUGGAGAAGUCGCGGGCGGGCGCCGAGGGGGAGGCAGCGCAGCAGAGGUCGGAUACUGAGAAGAAGAUCGACCUGCUCAAAUUCAUCGACCGCACCCGCCAGCGCAUGCUCCGGCUCCAUGUCCUCGCCAAGUGGUGCCAGCAGGUGCCCUUGCUUCAUUACUGCCAGCAACUUGCGUCAACUCUCUCCAGCCAUGAAACUUGCUUCACCCAAACAGGCGAUUCACUGUUCUUUAUGCAUGAAGGAUUGCAGCAAGCUCGUGCUCCCAUUUUUGAUGUUUCAUCUGCGAUAGAAGUCAUACAUACAGGGAGCUAUAGGAGAUUGCCUAAAUCUGUAGAGGAAAUAGGUACUCAGAAUACACUUUUUCAAGAUGAGCGGAGGCCUACAUUGAAGAAAUUAAGCACCCUUGUGCGGGCAAAAUUACUUGAAACCCUAGUUCCUAAAGAAAUGUCUGAGGUUUCGGUGACUGAUGGAAUAGCCAAUGUACAGGUAGAUGGCGAAUUCAAAGUACUCCUUACGUUAGGUUACCGUGGGCACUUCUCGCUGUGGAGGAUUUUGCAUAUUGAGUUACUUGUUGGUGAGAAGACCGGGCCUAUUAAGCUUGAAGAGACAAGAAGGUAUGUUCUGGGUGAUGACAUCGAACGGAGAAUGGCUGUGGCUGACAAUCCCCUCACAAUUUUGUAUACAAUUCUCCAUGAGCUAUGCAUCUCUUUUGUUAUGGAUACCGUAAUUAGACAGACUAAUGUUCUACGACAAGGUAGAUGGAAAGAGGCAAUAAAAUCUGAACUUGUCUCGGAUAGUCAUAGAAGUGCAGGACAAGGUGGGAAUAAUGCUCCAACGCAGCUUGGUCAAGAUGGAGAGCUCGAUUCAAGUGGGUUCAGGAUACCUGGUUUGAAAGUAAAUUAUUGGCUGGAUGAAAGAAACAGUGGGUCAGCAGAAUCUGAUUCAUCUCCAUUUAUUAAAGUUGAGGCACUGCAAGAUAUGCAGAUAAAGUGUCAGCACAGUUCAUUUGUAUUGGAUCCACUUACAGAUAAAGAAGCUGAUCUUUCUCUUGAUCUGAGUUGCAUUGAUGUUGAGGCAAUCAUUUUGAAAGCAAUUGCUUGCAAUAGACACACACGUCUUCUGGAAAUUCAGAGGGAGUUGAAAAAAAAUACUCGGAUUUCUCGAUCUCCAACUGAUGUCGUCCUGAAACGGAAAGAAGAUCAUAUGGACGUCCUGCAAAAGAGAGUGGAUAGAAGGGGCUUCGAGAAUUGUUGUACAAAUGAAGUGCUUCAGGUUAGGGCAUAUGGAAAAUCGUAUAUUCACCUGGGAAUAAAUAUCAGGAGUGGUGGCUUCCUCCUGCAAUCACCAAAAAAUAUAUUACCACCUUCUGCAGUAUUAGACUCUGAAGAAGCCCUUAAUAAACAGAGCAUAACACCCACUGAGGUCUUCGUGAGCUUAAAGACCAGAAGCAUCCUUCACUUGUUUGCUGCGACAGGAAGGUUUUUGGGCCUGAAGGUUUACUCUGAGUGUCAGAUUACUCUGAAGAUACCAAAAUCCAUACUGUAUGGUUCAGAUUUUAUGGUUAUGGGAUUUCCUUGGCGUACAAAUGCCUAUUAUCUUCUGAUGCAACUUGAUGACAACCUCAUGCCGGUUUUUUAUUUGCUUGAGGUGCAUACUGACGGAGAAGACAGGUCUAAUAUUGAUACAACCACUGAUGCUAAAGAAGUUGUAAGGUUUAACAGAAUUGACAUUGGCCAGAUGCAACUAGGUGAAGAUGAAUGCAUUGCAAAUCUUCUCGAUGUAGAGAAAUUGCAGGUGCUACAAAGCAUGGAAGAUGGGUCUCCCAGGCAUAGUGAAAUUGAUGAGUCUCUUCUUCUAAAGCCUUCAUUUUCUUCUGUUGUUAACACAGUAUUAGGAUAUGAGCAAGAUUCUCCAAGUAAGGAAAAUUGGCUGUCUUAUAGUUCGCCCUCAACUCAUUUGAGUUCUCAAAAAGUUGGCCGUCAGGGGGUUAGCAGUAGAGCUGGCCCACCUGAACUGGAUGAUGACUUACUACACUCUAACAUUGACACAGCAAAAGUCGCUUCUGGUGUCACUUUGGACAGUUAUCUGCUGAGUAAUUCGAAGUCUGCAUAUAGUACAGAGACCUCCGGUUUGGUCCCUGCAGGUUUUGAGAAUAUCUCCACUUUACGCUCUGAAGUUCCAUCUGGAAAGAGAUAUCUUUCAGAGUUCUUGUUGAACAUCCCAUCAUUACAGCGAUCAAUAAUCAGUGGUGGGCCAAGAAAGAGAAGAAAACUGCCAGAAGUUGCAAGCAGUGUGCAAUCUCGAACAACCCUCACCUAUGGAACUAUACUGAGAGAAGGAAAUUGUUGUAUUACAGAAAAUAUAUAUGCUUCUGUGCUUCUUCAAGUCAUAAAGCAUUGUUCGCUUCGUAUCAAAUAUGCUCAACUGACUACCCAGAUGAAUUCUCUUAACAUUCCAUAUGUAGAAGAAGUUGGUCUGGGGACACCCUCCUCUAAUCUUUGGUUACGGCUACCUUUUGCUCAAGAUGGUUCUUGGAAACACACAUGCUUACGUCUCGGUGAAGCUGGAAGCAUGUCAUGGGGUGUUAGGAUCAACGAUCCAUAUUAUGGUGCACUGUGGGAACUUCAUGGAGGCAGCAAUACUACAGAAUGGGGUUCUCGUGUUCGCAUUGCAAACACUUCUGAGAUGGAUUCACACAUCUCUUUUGACUAUGAUGGGAUCACUUUGACUUACAACUCUGUUGAGGCUGAUAGUAUACAGCGGCUUGUCUCAGAAUUACGGCGACUUUCAAAUGCUCGUGUAUUUGCUUGUGGAAUGCGGAGGUUGGUUCGUGUUAAAGUAGAUGAGAAAUUAGUUGAGAAUCAGUUAGCUACAAAGGCAAAGUUACAUGCAAGAAAAGGUUUCAGGAACAGGUUAUCGGACCAGAUGGCUAAAAAUUUCCGAAUUAACGCUGUUGGUUUGAUGAACUUGUGGUUCAGUUAUGGUGCCAAUGCCAUGCCCAUGGUUCACUUUGUUGUCGAGUGGGAGGCCGGUAAGGUUGGUUGCACAAUGCGUAUUUCACCAGAUCAUCUUUGGCCACAUACAAAGUUUUUGGAGGAUUUUGUGAAUUGCAAUGAGGUAGCAUCAUUUUUGGAUUGCAUCAGACUGACAGCAGGUCCUUUACUUUCCCUUGGUGGUGCAAUUCGUCCUGCAAAGAUGCCUGCUGUCCCUGCUGUUUGCGGUUCUGCACAAAAGCAAAACAAUGUUCUUUUGGCAAAUGGUUCAUCAUCAACUACUGUGCAUAUAAACAGUCAUGAUGCUCAGACUUCCUCUAUGCUCUCUGCCGUAGGCCGGACAGGGCAUGGACUAGUUCCUAGUUCUUUGAUGCCUUUUGAUGUUUCUGCUGUGCUCCGUGGGCCGUACUGGAUACGCAUUAUAUAUCGCAAUAAGUUCUCUGUUGACAUGCGCUGCUUUGCUGGGGAUCAGGUCUGGCUGCAGCCAGCAACCCCUCCAAAAGGCGGACCUUCAAUUGGUGGAUCUUUACCUUGUCCACAAUUUCGACCAUUCAUAAUGGAACUUGUUGCUCAGGGUCUAAAUACUCUUGAGCCGAGCUUUCUGAAUGCUAGACAUACUAGUGCCAAUACUUCAUCUGGAAGUCAACAUGCAGUUACUACUACGAAUCGCUUGAGUGGUGGUGCUCCUGGGGAAAUUAAGCUAACUUCAGGUGUUGGUUGUCAGAUAGCAGCUAGUGUGAGUAGAGCAGGCAAUGCCACACUACCUUCAGGAGACGGAGCUCCUGCACACCUUUCUCCUGACACUAACCUUCCUGUGCAUAUGAAAGGAGAAUUGAACACAGCUUUUAUCGGGCUUGGAGAUGAUGGUGGCUAUGGUGGUGGCUGGGUCCCUCAUGCUGCUCUUAAGAAGGUGUUGCGAGGCAUUCUCAAGUACCUUGGAGUUCUAUGGUUGUUUGCACAAUUGCGUGAUAUUCUGAAAGAUAUAUUGGGGUCAGUUUUGAAAGAUAAUGAAGGUGCACUUCUGAAUUUGGAUCAAGAACAGCCAGCGUUGCGCUUCUUUGUGGGUGGUUAUGUCUUUGCAGUUAGUGUUCAGCGAGUUCAAUUGCACCUUCAAGUUCUUAAUGUGAAGAGGUUUCACCACCAGCAACAGCAACAGCAACAGCAAGCUCCUCAGAGCAGUGCUCAGGGAGAGCUAACACCAUUUGAGAUACAUGAGAUAUGCGAUUACUUCAGCAGAUGUGUUGUCUGUGAACCUUAUGAUGCUUCUAGGAUUGCUUCUUUUAUCAUGUUGCUUACUCUGCCCAUUUCAGUUAUACAAGAAUUUGUAAAACUAAUUACAUGGAAUAAAAGCUUGUCCGAGGCUCAUGGGGACAUUGCUGCUGCAGAGCGGGCACGGGCUGAACUUUGUUUGGAAAAGCAUCCAAGAUCAGUUUCAGAUGAUUAUACUGAACCUUCUUUAUUAUCCAAGAGUAAUAUUCAGCAUGACCGAGCCAACAAUUCAGUAGAUUUUACCCUCACUUUUGUGCUUGACCAUAAUCUUACACCACAUGCGAGGACAUCUGGUGGAGCUGCUUGGUUACCAUUUUGUGUUUCUCUGAGAUUAAGGUACACCUUUGGGGAUACUAGUCAUAUCGCAUACCUUGCAAUGGAUGGCAGCCAUGGUGGUUGGUCUUGCUGGUUGCAACACGAGGAUUGGGAGAGGUGUGAGCAGAGUGUUGUUAAAGCAGUGAAGACGGUGAAUGGAUCGCCAGCAGGUGGAGAGACAAGCCGAGGAAGGCUGCAAAUGGUUGCUGAAAUGGUCCAAAAGCAACUGCAACUGUGCCUAGUGCAUUUAAGAGAUGGCUCGCUUUCUGCUGGCUCAACUCGACCAUGA
This is a messenger RNA of Triticum turgidum subsp. durum (durum wheat), 4959 nucleotides long. NCBI's taxonomy places the organism in Eukaryota, Viridiplantae, Streptophyta, Magnoliopsida, Poales, Poaceae. The record is from the annotation of a GenBank genome assembly.